Peronospora matthiolae is the source of this 1392-nucleotide messenger RNA. The record is from the annotation of a GenBank genome assembly. NCBI's taxonomy places the organism in Eukaryota, Oomycota, Peronosporomycetes, Peronosporales, Peronosporaceae.
AUGGACGUCAAAACAGCGUUUCUUAACGGCUCCCUCAACGAAGACAUCUACAUGGACCAGCCGGACGGAUACCUGGAUGCAACACAGCCGGACGGAUACCUGGAUGCAACACAGCCGGACUAUGUGUGCAAGCUAAAGAGAUCACUCUACGGCUUGAAGCAAUCGCCUCGCAUGUGGAACCAAACAAUCGAUGGGUUCAUGAUCAAGAUGGGAUUCAAGAAGUGCGAAUCGGACCACUGCAUCUACAUCAAGCGAGACGACCAAGACAUGAUUCUCGUGGUGCUCUACGUCGAUGAUCUCAUCCUGGCCAGCAGCAACAACGAACUCCUCAAGUCAACCAAGAUGGCGCUGAGCAAACGCUUCGAAAUGACGGAUCUCGGUGAGCUCGAUUACUUUCUCGGCAUGGAGAUCAAGAGCGACCGUAAGACGGGAAUGGUGACUGUACAACAAACCAAGUUUCUCAAGUCCGUGUUAACAAAGUUCGGAAUGGAUAACAGCAAGCCAGUGAAGACGCCUCAAGAUCCCGGCCUGAAGCUAACCAAGAACAUGUGUGAACAAGAAUGCAAGCACGAAGACACCAUGUGCAACGUGCCAUAUCGAAGUGCUGUCGGAGGCAUCAUGUAUCUCAUGGUCGCCACACGUCCGGAUCUAGCUGCUGCAGUGGGAUCGUUAUCCCAGUUCUCGUCCGACCCAUGCCCGACUCACUGGCAAGCUUUGAAGCGUGUGCUGAGAUACCUGCAAGCAACGCCCAAUCAUGGUCUUGAGUUUACACGUGAAGAAGGAAGCCGUAUCUGCGGGUACACCGACGCAGACUGGGCCGGCGACAUUGAGUCAAGACGAAGUACAAGCGGCUAUGUGUUCAUGAUGAACGGAGGAUGCAUCAGCUGGAAAAGCCAGAAACAACGGACGGUCGCGCUAUCUUCAACAGAAGCAGAAUACAUGGCGCUUUCCGAAGCAACCAAAGAAGCAGUAUGGCUCAAGGUGCUUUUGGGGGAACUUGGUGAGAUGACAAGCGACGAAGCGAUCAAGAUGUAUGAAGACAACCAAGGAUCAAUCGCUCUCGCCAAGAACCCGGAGUUCCAUAAGAGAACAAAACACAUCGACAUACGCUACCAUUUUGUGCGUGAGAAGGUGGAAUCAGGUGAAGUCGUUUUGGAGUAUUGCCCGACUCAAGAUAUGCUGGCAGACAUGAUGACCAAGCCGAUCGCCGCUGUACAAUUUGAAAACAUUCGCGAUCGACUUGGGAUCCAAGGUGCCGCAGCUAACGAGUCGAGAGGGAGUGUUGAAAAGACAGCGGCUGUGAAGAAGACACCUCGUCAAGCUGCGUCAAGUGUUGAAGCAAGUGGAAGACCAAGCUUCGCUAUACCGGUGGGUACCGGUAUGUACCAGUAA